Spodoptera litura is the source of this 566-nucleotide messenger RNA. RefSeq lists its product as uncharacterized. NCBI's taxonomy places the organism in Eukaryota, Metazoa, Arthropoda, Insecta, Lepidoptera, Noctuidae. The record is from RefSeq and is a predicted model, not a curated record.
UCAGAUUAUCACUUGGUAAACUACUCAGAUUGCUUUAACCCAAGUUUAUCAACAACAACUCCAUGCCCAGCACUUGAUAAGUUAAUGACUAAAAUUCUUGGCUACUACAUAUUUAGACCUAAUGGAGCAAAAGCAGUGUAUGCAAGUACUACUGUUAGAACAACAAAAGCACUGCGCAGGAACCAAAGAAGAUAUACACCGGAGAAGACAAGGAAAAUUAAAAAAACCACCACUUGUUCACCUUGCGAGAGAAAUAAGAAACUGCUCGCUGAACUGGAGGCCAAAGCAUGGUCAAUUGAGCCAGUUGUUCAGAGUACCACAAAGAAGAAACGUAACUCUGGCCCGGUAAAAAGGUCCCGAACGGAAGCAACGAUAGUGUUGAAAAAAGAGACAGUGUGGAAAAAUGGUAAGAUGAUGCACAAGGUGGUAAAAGGAUUUAAAUCGAAGCCAAAGAUCGCAAAACGAACACAUGACGACUCCGAUUUUUUGGAAAAUUUAGCGUAGGAAGUAAUUUUACUUCUACCUAUGUACACAAUUAUUUGAAAUGAUAUAAUAUAAUUAUUAAA